Molecule: messenger RNA, 291 nt
Organism: Coniosporium apollinis CBS 100218
Lineage: Eukaryota; Fungi; Ascomycota; Dothideomycetes
Exons: 3
Coding region: 1-291 (96 amino acids)
Source: RefSeq, a predicted model, not a curated record
AUGGAGGUCCACAACCCCACGCGGGAGUAUCCGAACCCUUGCGAAUACAAGGGCUGCACGAAGAAGUUCGUGAGGAAAACUUGUCUCUUGAGGCACGAGCAGAGUGUGCACGUCAAAUCACGAAACUGGCAAUGCCCCCUCUGUGACGCCUGCUUUGCGCGCAAAGAUACACUAAGAAGGCAUACCGAGGACGGCUGUCCGAAGCGCUUCGAGCUCAGACACAGCGCGCCGGCGAGCAACAGACCGUCGCCUCUUAGCAAUCCAGCACCCAUAUUUCAACGAUUAAUGUAG